UUAGCUCCCGGAAGUCUUCUUGCAAAAACUUGUUUAAAAAGGAAAAACUUCAAAGGAAAUACCACUCUUCACCAUGCAGCAUCAGUGGGGAGUGUGAGGAUGUGUCGUAGCAUCAUAGAUAAAGCAGACUCAACAACAUUGCUAAGUGUUCGCAACAAUGAAGGCGAGACUCCUCUCUUCUCAGCAGUACUUCAUGGUCACAAAGACGCUUUCGUUUACCUUGAUUCUAUCUGUUGCCCCGAAGAAAUCUCCAAUUACUGGACAAGGAAAAAUGAUGACACUAUUCUCCUUUGUGCCAUCUCUGAAGAACACUAUGAAUUGUCCUUGAUAAUACUACGCAAGUAUAGAGCUCUUGUAAACCUUGGUAAUAAAGAUGGCAUGACCCCCCUCCAUCUCCUAGCGAGUAAGCCUUCCGCCUUCAAAAGUGGCAACGAUCUACGAUGGUUUGAAAAUAUUAUCUAUCACUCAUUUGCCAUAACAGACGAACAGGAACUAUUUUUGGAAGCAGAUGAAGAGAACCUCGAAACACCACAAGUUACCCAUGGAGGACACCGAUCAACCAACGGAGCUACAGGGAAACAACUUCCACCAAAUUACAGAACCUGCUUUCAACUUGUAGAACCUGUAUACAAGGCAGUGUCAUCUGUAUUUGCAUUUAGCAAAAAGAAUGCAAGGAAUGCAGUCAAGGAAGUUGAUACAGAGAACCCUGAAAGAGCCCAAGGAGCUCAACGGCAUGAGCAUCAAUUCCAACUUCCACCUAAUUACAGUUCCUGCAUUUUAUUUGUAAAACUUGUCUUCAAGGGAGUGCUAUGUAUAUUUGAACCUUUGGAAUUGGUAAGGAAGGUAAGGAUGACGAAAGUGAGGCACACAUGGUCUAUUCUGAUCAUGAACGAGCUGCUGAAAAACGCUUCAAUGUAUCAAUAUUCAUCAGUACGCAAAAGCUUAAAAAACAAGCAUGAAAAAGAGAAAAACGAAAAGGAAAAUGCAGUCAUUGAUCUACCUGCAGAGGCAAUACUAAUUGCAGCAAAGAAUGGAAUUACCGAAAUGGUUGAGAAAAUCAUUGAAAUUUAUCCUGUGGCCAUGUAUGACGUGGAUAAAGACCAGAAGAACAUAGUGCUACUAACAGUGGAAUAUAAGCAACCAAGUGUAUAUGAACUCCUACUCUCACUCAGGGAAAAGAAUGUUAUAAAAGACAGUGUAUUUACUGAAGUGGAUCAUGAAGGUAACAGUGCAUUGCAUCUUGCCGCGACAAAAGCAGAAUUUAAUUGGCCAGUCCCAGGAGCUGCAUCCCAAAUGCAAUGGGAAAUCAGAUGGUAUGAGUACAUAAAGAACUCCAUGAAAAGAGGCUUCCUUCCUCUCCUCAACAAGAAUGGCCAAACCACAGAAGAGGUCUUCACCAAAAACCACGAGGAUCUUGUUAAAGAGGGUGGGAAUUGGCUAAUAAGCACAUCAGAUGCCUGCUCAGUAGUAGCAGGUCUCUUCGUCUCCAUUACCUUUUCCACGGCAACCGCCCUACCUGAUGGUAUUGAAGGGAACAAACACAGUAAUGCAUCCAAAAUUUUCGCGGGUUCAUCCUUUGUCUCCUUCUACUCUUCACUCUUAGCAGUAGUCAUGUUCCUUGCGAUUCUCACAUCUGGGUGUAGAGAAAGAGAUUUUCGCCACGCCUUACCAUGGAAACUUUUGCUAGGCUUAACAGCAUUCUACAUGUCUAUAGCUUCUACGUUGGUAUCUUUCACAACUGGACAUUUCUUCAUCUUCAGGGAUCAACUAAAAUUUGUGUCUUCCACCUCGUAUAUGGUGGCCUACCUGCUAGUAACAUUGUUUUCUAUGGGAGUAUUUCCUCUCUACUUUCAUUUGGCGUGGGCUACCUUGAAAAAGGUGCCACAACGUAAAUAUCGGGUGAAUAUUCCUCACUGGCUUUUGGAAGAUUAACUAGUAUUUACAUUCCAAUCUUCG
Molecule: messenger RNA, 1956 nt
Organism: Quercus lobata
Lineage: Eukaryota; Viridiplantae; Streptophyta; Magnoliopsida; Fagales; Fagaceae
Exons: 9
Coding region: 100-1932 (610 amino acids)
Cellular component (GO): membrane
Source: RefSeq, a predicted model, not a curated record